Messenger RNA from Synchiropus splendidus (mandarinfish), 7672 nucleotides. RefSeq names its product muscleblind-like protein 1. The coding region runs from base 829 to 2016 and encodes 395 amino acids. Lineage: Eukaryota; Metazoa; Chordata; Actinopteri; Syngnathiformes; Callionymidae. Gene Ontology annotation, molecular function: metal ion binding. The transcript has 11 exons. The record is from RefSeq and is a predicted model, not a curated record.
CUCCAGACAGGAGGUGAGGACAUCCCCCACCAACAGCCAACAGGGAGAGGAGGAGGAGGAGGAGGAGAGUGAGGGAGAGAGAGAGGGAGAGAAACCAAAACCCCAUAAUGCACUGCACGCUGCGGGGCUCAAGUCGUGCAGAUUCAUCAGUUCCUGUUCGGAGGGAUUGUGUGCAAGUGAGCGCUCCCUCACACCCGGACCAGGAGGAAGGCGCAGACAGCACCGCAGAGAGAAGUGCCUUCUUUCUCUGAACCCCGUGGCUGUUUGGCUCACCAGAAGCCAUCUCCGCCUGUGUGCCUCUCCAUGUCAAAGGGGGGCGGCUGCCAAACUAGAACCUGAGGGACAGCCAGGACUCCAAACUUACACGCCACACCAGAGACCGUAGGAUCCACCUUAUCGUGCAGAAAUAUGGAGUCAAAUGCUUAGGACUCUUAUCAUUUAACCGCGCGGGUUAGAAGACUACUUUUUUUUAAGUUAUUCUUUUUUUUAUUGAGUUAAAUCAUCUCAUCAUGGGCCAAUGUGGUUGAUGUUUUCACCAAGAUAGACACCGACGUCCAUGGCCUCCAGCUGACUUGGCUGCAGGGAACUCAGUGAUAGGCAUCAAGUUUGAGGAUGGAUUGUAGGUGCUAGGAGCGUCCGCAGCCACACAGGCUCCAGCUUUGGUUCAACCCUGCAAGACGUUACCACACAACCAAGGAUCUUUCCCAUGUCAUUUACUUAUCCCGCUCCAUCCUCGCUCCCUCGAUCAUCCGAAGCGCACAGAGACACACUUCAUUCCAAGAGCGGGAUAUCCAUUACCCUUAAGCACCUUCACCUGCUCGCUCGAAAAUGGCAGUGAAUGUGACACCAAUCCGGGACACAAAGUGGCUGACAUUGGAGGUUUGUCGGGAAUUCCAGCGAGGGACGUGUUCGCGGCCCGACAGUGAGUGCAAGUUCGCCCACCCUGCCAAGAGCUGUCAAGUGGAAAAUGGCCGAGUCAUUGCCUGUUUUGACUCGCUGAAGAGCCGCUGUUCUAGGGAGAAUUGUAAAUACCUGCAUCCGCCGCCCCAUCUGAAGACCCAGCUGGAGAUCAAUGGGAGGAACAAUCUCAUCCAGCAGAAAAACAUGGUGAUGCUGGCCCAGCAAAUGCAGCUGGCCAACGCCAUGAUCCCCGGCACGCAGCUGCAGCCAGUGCCCAUGUUUUCAGUCACCCCCAGCCUUGCAACCAACGCCAAUGCUGCUGCAGCAGCGGCCGCUGCAUUUAACCCGUACCUUGGUCCUGUGUCGCCUGGCCUGAUGCCUGCCGACAUCUUGCCCAGCGCCCCUGUACUGGUCACCAGCAACCCAAGCAUCCCUGUACCUGUUGCAGCUGCUGCUGCUGCACAGAAGCUAAUGAGAACAGACAGACUGGAGGUGUGUCGGGAAUACCAGAGAGGAAACUGCACACGCGGGGAGAACGACUGCCGCUUCGCCCACCCGGCUGACAGCACCAUGAUCGACACCAACGACAACACGGUCACUGUUUGUAUGGACUACAUCAAAGGUCGCUGCUCCAGGGAGAAGUGCAAGUACUUUCACCCGCCGGCUCACCUGCAGGCCAAGAUCAAGGCGGCCCAACACCAAGUCAACCAGGCGGCGGCGGCGGCAGCCAUGACUCAGUCGGCUGUCGAAUCGCUGAAGCGACCCCUCGACGCAACUUUUGACCUGGGCCUCCCUCCAGUUUUGCCUCCUUUACCAAAGAGACCUGCACUUGAAAAAGCCAACGGUGCCAACACAGUGUUCAACGCUGGCGUGUUCCAGUACCAACAGGCCCUGGCCAACAUGCAGUUUCAGCAGCAGGCAGCCUUCAUCCCAUCAGGCUCCAUAUUGUGCAUGACACCUGCAACAAGUGUGGUACCCAUGAUGCACGGUGCUACUCCAGCUACAGCCGCCACCACAUCUGCCACAAGUGUCCCCUUUGCAACUGCAACAGCCAAUCAGAUUCCAAUAAUAUCUGCCGAGCAUCUGACUAGUCACAAGUAUGUGACCCAGAUGUAGGAGUCCCAACCUGAACAAUGGAACUGGAGCAAGCUGAUGUUGAGUCCAAGAUGAGCUGUCACCCUUCAUAUCUCCAACAUCCGCCCUGGAAAUGGAACCCGGACACAGGACUGGUUUGAAAACAGACCUGCAUGUUAACACGGGGUGUUCCGGUUGUUUUCACUGACGUCACACACACACACACACACACACACACACACACACACACACACACACACACACACACACACACACACACACACACACACACACACACACACACACACACACACACACACUCACGCACCAGAGACCAUGAGUGACGUUCAAGGACAUUCUAAUGCUCUUAAUUCAACCGACACACUUUGAAUGUUCAAAUUUGGUUUUAAAAAACAAAGAAAAAAAAAACCCUACGUGUUGGUCAUCGUGUCCGAUGAUGUCGUGCGUCCUGAGACCAAGAUGGUUUGGUUUGUGGGUUUAAUGUGUAUUUGUUUCUGUGUUUACACAAAGAGUGAUCCAUGUAUUUCAGUUGUGGUCUCACUUUAAUUCUUAGCUGAAACAGAAAAAGGGAAACUUGAAAGUUCUGAAUGUCUUUUUUAACUUAAUCACAUGUUGACUAUUGUUGAGCUGUUUAGUCUGAAGGUCACUGAACACCAAAUUCUCCUGUUUCUUUUGAGUGUGGUUUUAAAGAAUGAGCUUCGAGCCAAGUAUCCAGGAUCAAGAGAAAAAUGCUGUUUUCACCCACAUGUUGAUGUCAGUAGAUUUUGCAGGAUAACAAAAUCUAUUUAUUCAAAUUAUGCAAACUUUAGACUUCAUCCUUUAUUUUGCAGUGCUGUGUAGUGAAAACUGAGUUGAUAGAUGGCAGUUAAGUGUAACUGAACCCUUGAAGUCUUAAUGUCCGAGUCAGACAACUAAGAACAUCCAACUAUGUCACAGCCAAUGGAUUAACUAUGCGCGCAGGCACUUUAGAACACAGAAGAUCUGGUAGUUUCACCAAAUACUGAUUGUCACCGACUCAUGAUGUAGUUCUGACUCUUUUUAUCGGUGAGCGUCUGAUGGCUGUCGACGGUCCCCACAGGCUGGUGCAUUUACCAAACCACAACAUUUGCAAUGAGCAGGAAGUGAAGCAGGAAACCUGAAGUGGAGAAACUCAAGAUUGUCCCUGUAUUUUCCACCAAGGUUCACAGGAAGCAACGAGCCUGGAAAUAUACUUGCUUUGACUGUGGAAACCAGUUCUUGAAAGAACAAAACUAUAUACAUAGUUAUGAUCAUUAACACAAAUCAUAAAGUGGGUCAAUGACUUUGAGUUAAACCCUUUUUCCCCCACCAAUUCAUUUAUUUAUUCAUGAAGCUUUUGAACCAAAAUUGACAGCAGUGAGCUCAAUUUGACAGCAGGUGGCAGGCUCUCACUUGGACCACACACACACACUAGCUCACACUGCAGCACUUUCUCGCAAGAAAGUAUAAAAUCCUAAAAUGAUUUCAGGGUUUUGUGGCAGAGCAGCAAAAAAAGUAGAAAAAAACAGUGAAGGACCACCACUAAUAAAGACACCUUAGAGAAACAAUGAAUCAGUGUGGAAAAUUUUGGCAUUUACAGAAUUGGUGACAAUUGAAACUUUAGUUUUCAAUCAUGAAAAGUAAAUUUCUCUCCAAUAAGCAGUCGUCUAUUCUUAUGUCCGGCCGGAGUGUGCGACUUGACGUCUGCCAGCAAUGUCUUUAUCACUGAAAAACAUGCCAUGAUGUGUUAAUCGUUUGUUUCUAUGUUUCCACUUCAUACGUUUGAUCAUAGUUCAUCUAUAAAAAGAUAAUUUUUCUGAAGUCGUGGCGGCUCUCAUUUCAGCCGUGGUGGUGUGCCGCGCUUGUUCACAUGUAGUGGAAACCCUGGAUUUGUGGAUCCAGGUGGUAGUUCGGAUCACCACCGAAGAUUCAUCCUUGGGUCCAUUUUCAACAUUUCCUGGAGUUUUUUAUUGAAAUCUGUUCAUCUGUUGAGUUAUUUUGCUGACAGAUGCAGACUGUCACACAACCUCUUUCAUGGAGGUAGUAAAGCCUCGUAGUAAAAACGAGAAAAGCACUGAGCGCAAAGUUCUGCCAAGCAGCUUCAGUCCACCCCAACACAAUCUAACAAAGACAAGGCAUCUUUCAAAAAUAAAAUCCUUUAAAUCAAUUCCAGUGGUCCGGAUCACGCCCAAGAUGGAGCCAUUUGUUCCUCAUCCCAUUUCACAUAUUUCAUGAACAUUUGUCCAAAUCCAUCCAUGACUUAUUUGAGGCACAGACAAACCAACGCCAUGAUGUCCUUGAUGAUCCAAAAAUAAGCAAUGAAGGAGGAGGCCUGGCACAGAACUUUUAACAGUGACUCAACUGCAAAAUAAGAAAAAUAAAUCACCGAGAUGGAGGUUUCAAGGAUCUAAUGGCACUGGGCAGACCAGGGUCAAGGUGCCUCUGCCAAUGAAGAAUUUCCUUAAAAGGACUAAAACUUAACUCCCUGAGUGGGCAGUGAGAGCACGGAAUCCCCGUGGGCCACCAGGAAUUAUGGAGUCCUGUAAAGUGUGUCAAAAAAGUCAUGUGAACUGAACCCCUGAACCGACGGCUAAAAACUGAUCCAGAUUACAUGCAAAAUGCGUUGCUUCGUCCGUUUCCGGAAAAUUUCAUCCAUAUCUGUCCCUAACUUUUCAAGUUCUUUUGUACGCAGACUGACAAACCCACAUUGUGGAAAACUAUGGACAGUUGUAGACAUCGCUCAGAAGUGAAACUGGAACUGGUUUGCUCAGUUGCAGUUACAAAGCUAAAGUUCGCCAUCUUUCAUCUUGUUUUUUCUCGCAAGAGCAGAUUGAAAUAAGUUUGAGUGCCCUCUUUUGGUGGGAGCACAGCUGACCUGGGAGAAACCAGACAGCUGCUUCUAUUGAGAGCAGUUCCUAUGUUGAAAAGCAAGUAUAUUUCUGGCUCUUACAUAUGAAUGUAUCGUAUGAGAUUCAUGAGAUCCUUGGCGUCGUGUCGAGACAUGAAACGUGUCUCUAUGUUGUUUCAAGUGUCGAAUGCAAGCAUUUCUUCAAAACACGUUCAAAAUCCAAAGUGUAAAUGUUACGGUUGGGUCAGCUUUCGAGGUCGUGCUGAGGCUGAGUAGAUGUUCUCAUUUCCAACAUGUCUCCUGUUUGUAUUUAAUCGGUGUCGAGAAUGUGGAAGGAAUCGAAACGAUUGUAUUUCUCAUCAAAGCCUUAGAAUGUACCAUCGGGUCAGCACAACGCCAUUAAGUACCAUCCAGAUGCCUAACUCUCACCACAUCCACACGCAGAGCACUCGACUGCUUUGUUGUCUUAAUGUUUAUUCAAAUGUGCUGUUUUAGGAGUCUAUUGUUUGAGCACAUUCUAUUUAUCUUUCUUAAAAAAAACAAACUAAACAUAAAGGUUGUGUGUUCGUGUGUGUUACUGCACCGAAAAUUCCAUGUUCCGUUUGAUUGUAUCUUCAUGUUGAACUGUCGUGUUCAUUUCACCGAGUCCUUGUCGUGUGUAUGUUCUUUGAACAAAGAUGUUUUAUAUCUAACAGUGAUAAUAAUAAUAGAGCAGCAAGGCCGGGUUGUUGUCAUAGCGACCGUUGCCAAGUGAUAUUUUAUUGACUGUAUGGUUUGUAACUAGUCAGAUAAGAUUAAAAAGAAUAUAAUCUAGUUGCUAGAUGUUUAGACUGAAGAUGUUAUUUUCUACUGUAUCCAUUUCAAUUAAUAAUAACAAUGACUCAUGUUUUCAUAUUUUUACUCUCCCUGGAAAUCGGGCCAUGUUGGAAAACAAGCUGCAUAUUGAAUCACGUUAACGUGAGCGUUGCUGUCGGGACGGAGAUCGAUGAGGAGGAGCGACCUUUCCUAGUCGAGGUGCGGUGCUGAAGUGAUGAAGCUGAUCGAGGUUGACUUUUUUGCACUUCUGUACAUAGUCAAAAAAGAGAGAAUCAUGUAUAUUGAGAUCUUAUUUUGAAUAAAAAAAAAAAGUGUCUAUAACGACAAGGAAUUUUGCUAGGACAACAAAAAUAUCUUAUGAAAGGCUGAACAAAAUCGCUUGCAUCAAAAAGGGAGUUCUUGACUCCGCUUUUUGGAAAAAGGCUGAAGUGUCGCUCUUCUUUUUUGUCAGCAGCUUGUAGUUUGCCAGAUAAACUUCCGGCAAAACUGGCCUGGAUGGGUUGGUCUGGUUCGCCGCUGCGUUCUCGUGGAGCACAACUGUCUCCAUACAGACUUGGAUAGGUCCCACUGAAGUUUCCCCCUAUUGGUCGUGUUUCAGCAGGACCGCAUUGCGAUAGCAACGGAAGCGCCUUUUAAAAAUGAUUUUGAAGAAUCCACAGUCACGCUACCAUGAAACCCGAUUUUCCCAUGCAUUUGUGGACAAAGAAAUUGGCAUCUGAAACACACAGACGUAUCUGUUUAGCAUAUAUUAACAGUUGACUCAUCAAAUCUCUUGGUACUGUCUAGCGUUUUAUUUUAAAGAUUAUUUCGACAAUUUAAAAAAGAAAACCCUUAUUAUUUGAGCAACUUUAUGGAUCCUUUCACUCAUUCAUUUCUGACCGUAUAUUCCCAUAACAGGGGUGGAGCCUAUCCCAGAGUUGGGGUUCACCCCGAGCUAGUUCACAUAUAGACAAACACUCUGACAAAUUGUAGUCAGAAAUUAACCUCUGUAUGUCUGACUGAGGGACAAACUCAAAAAGAGUCAAGUGCCCAAUUCAGAGUUUCCUAAACCUGGAUUGAACUAACCUGAACUAACCACUGUUCCACCAUGCAAGACACUGAUAAAACAUCCUGAAAAACAAACAUCACUCAAAAGAUCUUUGUUUUAUGUGAUCAGAAAAAAACAUUAUAAUAGAAGACCCAGUGUUGAGUUAACUCAGAGUUAACUAAUUCAGAGCCAAAUGUGACUCCUGAGACGAAGGGAACCCAGCUGGCGUGUCAUGAUCAAACCCUGCCAGGCCAAAACCAACCAAACACAACUUGUCCUGUUUCUUUACUCUGAGGAAUGCAUGUUUAACAAACUAUACAGAAAAAGAUAAAAAACCAUAACACAGUACUAUUGAGUAAGAAAAACGCAGACAGAUGUAUUCACAAUAUUCAAUAUUCUAUCAAUGUAAAGGAGUAAAAUCUAUAUAAAACAUACAAAAAUAGAAUAGUGUUUCAUUUAAAAGGGAAAAAAAAGAAGAAAAAAAAAGAGUAUAUUCACUAAAGUUUCACACUUGGAGGUAAAAAUACAUGCAACACAAACACCUUAGCGAUAAGUUUGUUCUUUAUGUUGAUAUACGCUGUGCUUUUAGCAGAUGAAGCAGACGGAACUAUUUAUUUUUGGUUUGGUUGAGGUAGGUCCGGCUCAUCUCCCAAAAGCACACCCUUCUGAUAUACUGUAAACUGAACACUUGGGUUUGUUUGCUCUGCUUGAAGUGCUACUAUGAUGUAUUCUGUCUUCUGCGGUUUGUUUCUGCUCGUUUAACUGUUCCAGACCCCACGGAAAGAUCACGUGAGCCUGGCGGUUGCAAGCCAUAACUACGUCAAAUGAAAAAUGAGCGGUAUCUCUGAAGAUUAUUUAUCGUAAUAGCAGGUCGGAAUAUUACAUGGGUGACAGUGCGCCGGUCCAAGAUGAGCUCCGGGCUAUUUUUCCAUGGGGUCUGUUCGGCUAUAUUUGAUUCUUGCUGUUAUGAAAUUUGAAAAUAAAAUAAA